GGAGACUGGGUACAUAGCGGGGCCCGCGAGCGGAGCCGGCAGUGCGCCUCCAGCCAGCAGCCGCGAUGGUCAACUACAAGCGCGUCGUGUGCGAGGUGGCGGUGGUGCUGGCGCUGGCGGCGGCCGUGGCCGCGGCGCCCACCUCCAGCCCCGACUGCCACUACGACCAGCGGCAGAACGGCUCCGAGAACUACCGCCUCAACAUCGACGGCGUCGUCAUCGCCGUCGCGCCCGCCGACUCGCUGCUGGCCGCGGCCUCCGAGAUCGACCUGAGCGACCUCCUGGACCUGUCGGAGUUGGACGGGCCGUCGUCGCAGAAGCCGCAGCUGGAGCCGAAGCCGGAGGACGGCAAGCCGCAGGAGAAGCCCCAGGACAAGCCGGACGAGAAGCCCGACCUGUCCGUGCUCGACGUCAGCCAGAACACUGUGAAGGAGCAGAAGCAAGCUUUCACGAGGAAGCAGGAAAAAGCUCACAGACUGAAGAAUCGCCUAGCUCAAUUCCUGCUGCCCCUGCUGAGAAAGACCCGCCACCACUAAACGGAGAGCCCCAUGACAACUGAAGCGUAUAAGACUAAUAAGGCCUUAAGGCCGAAGCCUUGUCCUUAGAAGAGUAACGUAUGCACACAGUGCCGCGCUAAGUAAAGCACCAGUGUGUUGCUGCCCUAAAAGUACCGUUCCAAGACUUGCCUAUUAAAUACUUAAUAAGAAACGCUAUAAACAUGGAUGUGGAAAAUGCAUAUUACGAGUAUGUGCAUCCGACGGUCCGUUAAGUAAGACUUAGCCACAAGUGAUAUUGUAAUGCAUUUAUAGAUAUUUAUUUUAGUAUUAAGUUUAUUAGUAAGUUAGGAUGUAUAAAUCGUUUUGUUGAAAAUAAAUGAAAAUUCUUAUUGAAAAAUCCCUAAA
Leguminivora glycinivorella is the source of this 902-nucleotide messenger RNA. RefSeq lists its product as uncharacterized. Lineage: Eukaryota; Metazoa; Arthropoda; Insecta; Lepidoptera; Tortricidae. The record is from RefSeq and is a predicted model, not a curated record. Bases 66 to 536 code for a protein of 156 amino acids. The transcript has 2 exons.